This is a messenger RNA of Lates calcarifer (barramundi perch), 5441 nucleotides long. RefSeq names its product myotilin (gene myot). NCBI's taxonomy places the organism in Eukaryota, Metazoa, Chordata, Actinopteri, Centropomidae. Gene Ontology annotation, molecular function: cell-cell adhesion mediator activity. The transcript has 17 exons. Gene Ontology annotation, biological process: dendrite self-avoidance; axon guidance; homophilic cell-cell adhesion. Gene Ontology annotation, cellular component: plasma membrane; axon. The coding region runs from base 411 to 3470 and encodes 1019 amino acids. The record is from RefSeq and is a predicted model, not a curated record.
ACUGUAUACAUGUGGGUUAAACUGUAUGUGUGAGCAUGUAUGCGGCCCAGAAUGCAUCCUGUCAACAUCAGAGCUCCAAACUGUUGCAGUGGAUGAAAAAUCUGUUGCAUCCGUCUGUUUAAAGAGUUAGAAGUGAAAAAAAUGGUGUCGGUUAUAUAGCCUGCAGGGUGAGGCAACACAAGACAUACCAGCCAAAGCUGAGUGGGUGGCAGAGUCCACAGGGUGCUGCUGGUGGUGGUGGUGGGGGGCUUUCACUGUGCAAGCCUGACGUGCCUGUAUGAUGCUGUGUUCAGCCGCGGAGCUCUGUGGUUGGCAGAUAGAGAUCAGAUGACCCAGUCCGGGCUAAAUCGGUCCUCCAAGCAGACAAGAGUAAAACAACCUCUGUCACUGCCUCCUGGAACGCCUGAAACAUGGCACACAUCCAGAGGGUGCAGAAGAAGACCAGCACCAUGUCUCUGACCAUCUCCUCCUCCUCCGCUGCAUCUUCCUCUCGAGAGUUUUCCUCCUGCUCCUCCAGCUCCUCCUCUUCCUCCAGCCUCCUCACACAGAGACACUCCAGCCUGGUGCAGCCGCUGUGUGUCAGCCCUCAGAGGACUCAGAGUCCCAUCUACAAUCAACAAUAUUCAGGGAAUGGAGUGGCCCCCACAUUUGUGAAGUGUCUCCAUGAUGUGUCGACAGUGAAGGGCCAGUUGGUGGUCCUGGAGUGCCGGCUGAGAGGGACUCCGCCCCUGCAGGUCAUGUGGUACAGAGAGGAUGAAAAAAUACUGGACUCAGAUGACUUUAGGAUACUACGCAAGAAGGCCAGUUCUGCAUCAGUGCCAGAGGAGCUGUGUACACUGGUGAUCACUGAGGCAUUUCCAGAAGACUCAGGCCUGUUUAAAUGUGUGGCCCACAACUCCUUCGGCACGGUCUCCUGCUCAGCCAUACUGGAAGUUUACAAUGACCUGGAGGAGCAGCUGGAGAUCGAGGCCAUUCGCCAGCAGGAAACAGUUUCUCUCAAACAGGAAAGAGAGGCAGUGUUCCAAAAGGAGAUUUCCUCUGCCAUUCAGAGCAGCGAGGACUUUCCCCCUCUGCUACCUGACUCUAUGAACCUCCCCCCUCCUGAGUGGCCUGACAGCCCUCUAGAAGAUAACAUCCCUGUGGCAGAUUUUCCAGAGCCUCAGCCGGCCAGCCACUCCUCUGAGGGACCCUUCGGUCGCAGUGAAGAGGAGAGUGCCUUGAGCUCAGAGGGCCGAAGGUCACCAGAGGUCGUGGUCCGAGCCUGUACACCCAGCCCUCCCCCUCCACCCUCACCGCCACCGCCAGCACAGGUCAAAGAGAAAGCUCCAACACCCAAACUUUUCAUCCCGAGCAAGCUCAGUUUCACUUCCUCUCAGUCAGGAGCCAACAACAUGAACCUCUCAGACCUGCCUACCUUCACACCCAGUGCCUUCCCUCCCAGCGCCUUCAACUAUGAGCGACCAAGGCAUUUUAUCCAGUCGCAGCCGGCCUUCCAGGCACCCAGCUAUGAAAGUGUGCUCAGGGAGGCUCAGGAGAACAAGAAUAACUCCCAGCAGCACCACAACAGUUCCCAGAAUAGUCCCAGUGUUGCAGAGACACAGAGUCAAACUAAAAUCAUCUCCACACAGAGUCAGUCAUUUUCUCAGUCUCAGUCAGUGUCAAAGUCCCUGUCGCAGACCCAGUCACAGUUUCAGUCUCUAAGCCUCAACCAGAACCAGGCCCAGUCUUCAGCCCAGACACAGAUUCAGACCCAGGCCAAUGGAACGGUCAAGUCCUCCCCCUCCUCCUCCAGCCUCAGCUCUCCCAUUUCUACCCCGGCCUCCUCUGCUGUGCCUCCUCUUUCUUCCACUGCCCCCUUGCUCAAUCCCACUGCCACUGCCACCCUCUCCUCCUCUCUCCCCCGCACCACCAUGCGCUCCACCAUCACCCUGACCCCCAGUGUCCCCAGUGCCACUGGCCUUGGCAGUGCCACCCUGCCAGCCAACCAGGACGCCAUGUCGGCACCCGCUGCUUACCUCUGCUCUGUGCUGCCCUCCCAGUCCUCUGCUUUCUCCCCGUCCAAACUUUCUCCCAACUCCAACCUCCCACACCCCUCCAUCUCCCCCUCCUGCUCCCCACUUUCCCCCUCCAGCCCUCUACUCCCCAUGCGGGCCUCCUCCUCCCCUUCCUCCCCCCCUCAGCAGCCUCUCCCAGUGUCCCCGUCCCUCCCUCGCUCUCCUAUCUCUCCCUCCACCUCCUCCUCUCUCCAACAGCCCAGCACUCCCAACAAUCAGAACAGAGUACCGCCUGCUGUGGUCUCCCUGCCUGCCAGCUACAAAGGGACACCUAACACCCUUCCCAAGCCCAUCCUGAAGAAGUCUAUCGCUCCUCGGCCUUCUUCUUCUCGUUCCACAGAUGAAGACAUCCAGGGCUCCAAAGACGCCCUCAUCCAAGAUCUGGAGAAGAAGCUGCGCUCAAAGGAGGCCAGGAGGAGAAAUAGUCAGAAACUGUCCUAUGAGGAGCGUAUGGCUCGUAGGCUGCUGGGUCCAGACAACGCCACCUACAUGUUUGACCAAGACAAUCUUUCAGACUCACAACUCGACCAGCCAGAAUCACCAGAGGGAAGACACACAGGUGGACUAUGGGGGAGGCACCACUCAGGGACAGAUGGGAAGGGAAAUGAGGGAUCAGCUAUCCAGGAGAAAUGUUAUGCUCCUCGCUUCCUGCAGAUCCCUCCAGACCUCACUGUAGAGGAGGGGCGCUUCUGUAGGAUUGACUUCAAGGUUGGAGGCCUCCCAACUCCAGACGUCUGCUGGUACCUGGACGGCAAAGCCAUUCGUCCAGAUGACUACCAUAAGAUGUUGGUGUGUGAGAAGGGAAUGCACUCAUUCAUCAUAGAGAUUGUCACAGUGCAUCAUGCUGGUGUGUACGAGUGUGUGGCCAGGAACCGAGCCGGGGAGAGCAGAUUUACCAUGAGGCUCGAUGUCAUAGCUCAGGAGGUUCUCCGUCCUCCAACCUUCGUCCAGAAGAUGUUGAACUCCAGAGCUCUAGAGGGCGACACUGUUAGGUUAGAGUGUAAAGUGGACGCUUCACCUCCUCCACAGCUUUUCUGGAAGAAAGAUAAAGACAUGCUGCGCAUUGACCCCAACAGAAUGAGCCCGCACGGCCCCGGCCAUGAAAACAGCACCCCCUGCCUCAAAGACGCUGAAGCUGCUGUCGUCUCUGAGCCACGUGCCCGCUCUGACCGUGGAGAGCCCCGCCCAGCACACCGCCCCGCUGUACGAGAGCGAAGAGCUGUAGACUGUGCUGUCACAUCCUCCAUUCACCAUCAUCAUCUCAGAACUGUAACACUGGACCAGAGUCUGUAUUAUAACUGUAAUGUCCGGUCUAAACAUGCUUUGGUUCAGGAUGUUACAUUAUUAGCAUCGCAGCAGAUGAGUAGCUACAUAUCUCAGAGUACCUCAGAGGCCAAUCUAGAUCAGGUUGAAUAAAUAUAAUUAUAGAGCAACACUUUGGUUGACAUACAAGGCAGAUAAGCUUAAUAUCCGUGAACGUCUGUAAAAAUACAGUGACUCUGAUUCAGUAUUAGAGGAUUUUUCUCUGUCGUUAAGAAGCUCAUAACAAUUUUCUGAAUUGGCCUUGUUCAAGAUUGUUUUAACACCCUAACCUUCAAUAACACUUGGUAGCUACUUUAAGAGAAAAGUUCAGGGUGGUCAAGAGCCUUCUGAGUUACAGUAAUCACUCCUCAUAUCGUCCAUCUGCUGCUGUUUGUUACCACUGUGCCCACCUUCCUUUCUCUGUCUGUGUCUGUUGUUAUGGCUCAUGUUUGAUACAUGCCCGUAAGCCUCUCUGCUCUGCCCGCCUGUCUCUGUCGCUUCAUCUGUCUGUCCCAUCUGCUCUCAACAAAGCGGUCUAGGUCAUGGACAUAUUAAUAGACCUGGGUACGAUGUGGCGGAGUCGUCCACGCUGCCAGUUUGAUUCCAGUGGCCAACCACAAUACUGCAACACACAAUCCUCUGUGCUCCACAAACUAUUUUGCCAAUGGAGAACAGAUGACAAGGCAGCUCAAACAGCACACACUCAGUGCUGCUUGUAUUGGAGUCUCAUAGCUGGGUAAGCACCCUUCAUUUGAAUAAUUGUGCUUUAUCUUGAAACACAGCGUCUAGCUCCCUUCUAUGGUCUAGGUUAGAAAACAGGAAGCAGCCAAUAUUAACUACAGUACCCACAAUCACUACAACACUGCCAACAUCUGUCACUGCACUUUAAUCAUGACAACUGUCUCAUCCAGCACCUGCCCUCCUUUCCUUUAGCUUGAAGUUGAAAGAAGAUGUGUUUAAGUUUGAGCUUCAGAAUUGAAAUGUUUGUCUCUGGAUUUCAGCUGCUGCCUCUGACGGUGUCUGUGUCUCCACUAACUGGAAUAGGGAAUCAGAUUUUUAACUUUUCACUCUGACCUGAUGUUUUCCCUGUUGUUUGUAGAGAGAUCAGAUGUUGGCCACUGCUCAGAUUCUCUGCUGUGUUAUCAAUUCAUGUGUUUUUAAAGUUGGUUUCUGAUAUACAGUGUAUGUGAAUGAAGCUAUUUAUUUGAACUGGGGUUAUUAGUUAUCAGUGCUGGGACUUUAAGUUGCCCCUCUCUUGGCCUGCAAAAGGCUGUGAACAGAGGUGUAUCAUAUCAGUGAGUUGGACAAAGAGCGACAGGCUGCCAUUCUGAUCCCCGGCCUCGGCCAACUGACCACAAAACCAGAUCUGCACUCAAAGAAAGUUCAAAUCUAACUUAUUAAGAAAAGUUUACAUUUUAACACAUCUGCAGUGCAGAUAAAACUUGUUUUACACUUUACCCAACAGGGGAAAACCCGUUUUCAUGCAUGUUUGCAUCAUUAAUGUUCAGUUGAUAAAUGGGUGUCAGUGUGUCAGCCUGUGUCCAGAUUUGCCAAACUCUCCAUUUCUGACCAGAGCCUUGUAUAAAGAGAUCUUUCAAGAAGAGGCUUGAUUUGCCUGCUUACCUUGGUACUGCUUGUUGUUAUUGUCAGCCAGGAGGUACUUUAACAAAAACCUUGUACUCUUGGCUGGAUCUGCAUGCAAACUGAAAACCUGGUAUUUAACCAUGUGUGGCCACAGCUGAGUGGCAAGAAAUAAAAACCUGAGGUCUGGGUCACAAGAGGUGAAAACUGCUUUUUCUGCCUCUGUUAUAAUAUAAACUCAGACUGGUGCAGUAACAUUUGAAGUAUCUUUUACUCAGAUUUGAUGCUUUUAUUUACAGUGUUCAUGUCGGUUGUCAUGUUUGGAUCAAACAGGGUUAAACAUUGAAUUUGCUUAAAGCACCAGAAUAGUGUUGGUAAGUGAAGCCGUUUCUGUUGAGAUUUGAAACAGCAGGUAGUAGUGUGUAUUCUCCUCAAGUACUGUUUGUUGUGUAAGAAGUUCUGCAUAUCACCGGAUGAAUGAGGAAUAAAGUCUAUGUGACCUUG